Molecule: messenger RNA, 8859 nt
Organism: Tetrahymena thermophila SB210
Lineage: Eukaryota; Ciliophora; Oligohymenophorea; Hymenostomatida; Tetrahymenidae
Product: transmembrane protein, putative
Exons: 7
Molecular function (GO): protein binding
Source: RefSeq, a predicted model, not a curated record
AUGAAGAUAAUAUAUUUAAAUUACCUCUCCUUCAUAUUACUAUUUUUAUGCUACUCUGAAGUUUUGAGUACUAAUAACUGCGGUAUUGGAUGCUCAGAAUGCUAAAGCUCAAUUUAAGGCCAAUAUUUGUGUUCAAAAUGUGAGUAAGAUUUUAUCUUAUAGAAUAAUUAAUGCUCUUAUACUCUUUGUUAACCAUUUACUUAUUUAGUGUAUGAUAAAUCUCUUAGCCAAUAGAAUCCUUAACAAUGUAAAGCUAUAUGCCCUGAUUACUUUCAAGAGAAUUAAAUCUUAAAUAUUUGCUAAUAGAUAAACCAGUGCUCAAUAUCAUAUUCAACAGAUUAAACAAAAAACAGAAUUAAUAAUGGUGGAAAUGUUGAAAAUAUAAUUUUUAUAUCUAAAAAGAAGACUAUGAUUGUUUACGAAACUUAUCAAACUAUUAUAAACACAAAUACAGGAUCCUUCAUGUCUGAUAUGAUUGAUAGCAAUAUCAUUAAAGUCAUAUAAGUCUACCCUAAUUUUGUUUUAAUGACUGCAGAUAAUUAGCUAAUAUAUUGGGAUUAUGUUUCAAACUCUAAGCAAGUUAUACUAAAAAUAAGUUAAGGAAGGUUAUCAAAAAAAUCAUAAAUUGUUUAUUAAUCAGCAGAUCAAUAUUAUUAAGUUGUAACAAGUUAUGAUGAGUGGCUAAAUCUUGUUUAUUUUACUUCAUUUACCUUAGGCGAUGCUUCAUUCAAGAGCUUUCCCUAAACUCCUUCACUUUCUUUAGCUAGUAGCUUCGUUUACAUAUUAGACGGAUAUGUUAUCUAAACAAAUGUAAACAGAACCAUAAAUAUUUACUCCUUUGUAAUUAAUAAAAAUGUAAAUUAAUUUAAUCUUUUAAAAAGAUAAUUUUCGCAAGUAAAUUUAUAAGUACCCUACAGUCCUAUUUUGCAGGCAAUCUAUUAUUAAAUCCAAGGAUAGUCUUCAAUCAAUUUACUAAUUAUAUAAUAAUAAAGCUUGAAUCUGAUUUAAUUUACUGAUAAUUCAGAUGGCUAAUCUUUUCCUUCUAUAGAUUAUUAAAUCCUUUAAUUUACAGAUUUUCCUUAUGAAGUAACAUUCCUUUAAUAAAUUGAUGAUGAAAUAUACUCAACAUUUGCUGUUAGAUUCAGUUAGCAAAUAUAAUUUUACAAUUAAACUCUUCAGUUUAUUCUAGCUUUUCAGUAACCGAGUAUUACAGGUUUUGCUUUUUAUAGAGAUCCUACUCUAGACUACUAUUAAGUUAAGAUGUUUGUGUUGUACUCUUAACUUAGCUAUGUUACUUCUCAUAUAGUGAGUUAUGGAACUCCUUCAAUUACAGACAAAUCCAAAAUUACAAUAUAAAUUUAAAAUCCAAUUUCAUUCAUAAAAUAAAAUAUUAAAACAAUUUUAGGAGGAAGAAUAUUAUCUCAAAAAUAAAAUGAUUUAAAGAUGAGAAAUUUAUAAUUUGGAACAACUGUUUUCAGCCUAUAUAUUGUUGGUAAGAAUAUUUAAAAAAUAGAUGUUGACGCAGAUUAAACAAGCUUUGUUGUGAAUCCUUUUGUUCAAAAAAAAUGGGUAUAGGGAGAUGUUAUAAAUUAAAUGGUAUAUUCUUAAAUUUCUCAGAUUUUAUUAACAUGUUCUAACGAUGGAACAAUAAUCGCUUGGAAUACAAUAGAAAGCAUGAAUCCUGAUUUUUUAUACAAAGUUGAAAGAUAAUUACAGAGAUGUAUAGAUAUUUAAUUAUAUAAUGAUUAAUGGGUUGUAGCCCUAUUUUCAAAAUAAAUUUUAAUAUUUGGCUUAAGGAACUAAUACGAAUAUAAGGAGUAUUUCUUUGUAUCUACAUCAGAUCAACGAUAGUUUAUAGCUCAUUAAUCUCUUUAUAUUCUAUUAUACUAUGAUAACAAUUUCUCAAUUUUAGAUGGAAAUACUUUGUCUUAAAUAUCAUAAAAUAAUAAAUUAAUAUAAAAUUAAAGUAUUUAAAAAAUUGUAUUCUUAGAAAAUUUGAGUAUAAUUAUUUAAAAUAGCUUAGAUUCAAUAUGCAUUUUGUAAUUAUCUUAAUAGCUACUAUUUCCUUCCUAAAUUAACUUUUCUUUCAAAAGUCAAUAUGGUAAUAUAGUAUUUUUAAAGACUGACUUUAAUAUUAACACGAAUUAUAACGAAAUUAUGGUAUGUUUAUAAAAUAAUGCUUUUUUAAUACUAAAUAAUUAGCUUCAAUUAAUUUUUUCACAUAUAUUGUAGCAAGGUUUCCCUUUUUAAGUAAAGAAAUACUCUGAUAGAAAUACAUAUAUUCUUUUUGGAUAGGUUUCAAAUUAAGAUGCAGCUUAUUAGUAUUUCCAUUACAUUUUAUAUAGAGAUACCAACUAAGGAAAUAUUAUUGGAAAAAGCUAUUCAUUGAAGUUUAAUCUAGGGAUAAAUAUAGCACUGGAUUACAAAGGAAAUAGCUAAAUAAAUUACUUAAGCUCAUAACCUUAAACAUUUUAUACUAUAAUUUAAAGAAAUAGAUAUUUGUAAAAUAUUUAGUCUUUAGAAUUUAGUCACUUUGUAUUUUCUUAUGGACCUGGAAUCACUUAGUAUGUUAACUCAAAUUCAGGAAAUGUUUAGUAUUACUCAGGAGCUGAUGGUACACUUAGUUUUGAUACAAAUAAUUUGAAUUCUGUAUAACAAAUUCUAUUAAAUCCUUAAAAUUCUAAAGAAGCGAUUUUAAAUCUUCAAACAAGUAUUAAAUUAGGACUUCUAUUCAUAGUAUAAAAAGAAAUAAACAUUUAUAAUAUUUAACCAAUUUAACAGCUAGUUAUUUCUGAAAACUAGAGCAGAAUAUUCUGCUUCAAAUAACAGCAAGUCAUUAUGCAAAAUUUCAAUGAUAAUACUAAAAAGGAGUAUUCAACACAAGGAUAUGUGAAUGGAAUUAUUUUGAAUGAGGAACAAUAGCUAGUUUACAUUUAUGGCAGUCAAUUUUUAGUAACUGAUUUUGACUUAAAAAUUUAAUAAACUGUAUUCGAUGGAUAGAUAUAAAGAUAUUAAUUGGCUUAUGAUUUUUAAGGAAAUUUGCAAUCUAGUUAUAAUAAUUUUGGUAGUUUUGUUAAAGAUUUGUAAAUAUUCGGACAAAAUGUAGCAGUCUUAGUCAACUCAAAUAUUUACCUUUUUUUGAGAGGUUCUUUGUUAUUUUAAUAAUAUAUAACACCUAAUGGAGGUGGAAACUUAUUGGGGUACUAUUAUAUCUAAGAUUAUAAUCUUCUUGUUUAUUACACAGACAACAUACGUAAUGCGUAGCUCUUUUACUUUAAUUUAGAAACUUAAUCGGAUGAUGGAUAUACUAGUAGUCCUUAUACUGAAAUUGGAUAUGGAAAGGUAGUUUAGUUAUUUUAUGAUCCUUUGGCAUAAAGAUUAAACUACAUAGAUUCUUUAGGGUAUUUAUAUAGCAUUUCUCUUAAUUCUCAAAAAGCUUUUUCUAAUUUGAUUCCUUUCGAUGCAUUUUAAGAAUUAGGAAAACCGACAAAUUACUAUAUUGAUUAUAACGUUAAUAAUUUAUAUGUGUACAAUAGCUAAGCGAUUUUUUUUAUUAAUUAUAAUCUAGUUUCUAAAUAUGUAAUUUAGUAGAGCUAAUUAAAUUAGUAAUACUAUAUAAAAAUGAUCUAAGGCAACUCUUAGCUAAACACUUUAUAUUUUAUAUUCGAUGCACUGAGUACUCUCUAUAUUUACAAAAAUUUAGUUUCAACUUAUCUAUGCUAUUUUAAUGAAGAAGUGGUAGAUGUCAAAUAGUUAAAUUAAUACUAACUAAUAAUUUUGGUUUUCUCUUCCAAGAUGCUUAUUUACACUUAUGAUUAAACUUAAAAUUUAUCUCUGCUCUCUGAUACAUAUGUAGGUGUUAUUAAUAAUCCUCAAAUAUCUAAAUUUUUAUCUGAUGAACUUUAUAUUUCCACCUCAAAUUAACUGAUUCAUAUAAAUUAUAAAUUUUAUUUAGACAGCAAUUCUAACUGGUAAUAUAAAUCCAUCUAGUAUCCAAAAGAUGAUUAAGUAAUAAGUUCUAUUAAGUUAGAUGGUUAAGAAAAACAAAUAUUAAUUAGUUUCAAAUCAGGAAACGUCAUUUUAUAUGAUUAAACCUUAAAGUCAGUAAAAAAUAUUAUAACUUAAAAAAGUAAUUCUUUGUAAGCUAAUUUAUUAUCUUACACCUAGAAUCUUAUAUUUUUAGUCUUUUCAGAUGGAAGCAUUACUAAAAUUUCAAGGUAAGAUUCAACUGAUUAAAAGAAUUAUAAUAUGCAGUAAGUUCUUUAAGCUUAACAAAAUAAAUUUUGUAGUAUAACUGUUGAUGCUUAAUACAAUUAAAUAUUUUUGAACUUUUGCUUUACAAAAAUUAUAUAUGUUUUAGAUACAAAUACAUUAUAAUUAGCAAAAUAUUUGUCUUUUCCAAAUGAUCAGCAUAAUCGAAUAUACCUUAGCAACAAUUUCAUGUUUGCUUAUUCUUGGUCUCAAGUUAAUAUAUUCAAAAGAGGAACACUUGAAUUUUUAAAUAACAUCAGAAAAAAUAAUUCAUAUGAAAGAAUACUUUCAUUGUAAGUUAUAAACGAGUCUAUAUUAAUAAUUUCACUAAAUUAGGCUUUAGAAAUUUAUUUAAUGGUUCAAAAUAAAAUAUUACUGAUUGAAUAACAAGAAUUUUUAAAUCCUCAUAUUAUAGAUGUUUUUUUAAGUAAAUCUGAUAAUAGUUUAUUAAGUAUAAUUGGAGUUUCUGAUUAGACUAUAUUUGAAAAAAGGAUUAACUUAAACUUAUUUGAUAUUUCGAUGAAAUUGAAUAAUUUUAAUAAUCAACAAAUUUCAACAUUAAUACAAUCUAAUUAUUAUUCAUGCUUUUAUUAAAUAGAUAUGACUAACCGUGAUGUUGCAUAAAAUAUUUUUUUUAACAUUUAUGAUAGCUCCUAAACAAAUAAAAAUUAUAGAAUAUCUGCUGGUGUAAGAGGGGAAAUUUAGGCUUUAAGUUUCAUACCAUCUUCUGCUUCUGUUAAUAUAAUUUUUGAACCUAGUGAAACUAAGUAAGAAAACUAAUAUGUUGUAAUUGGUUCUGAUACUUAUACAUAGUAUGGUUUUUAAAAUAUUAACUUUAAAGACUUAACAAUGAAUUUUGGUUAUAUUCAAUAGCAAAUGACGUUUUCAAAUUUUACAUAAAAUGUGAAUUGGUAAGAUAUAAGAAUACAUGAUCUAAAUUAUGGAUAGGUUUAAAUUCACUUUUCAAAUAUGAAUAAUGUUGUUAUUUCUAAUCUAACAAUAACUAAUAUUGACUACAAUCAAAAAUACUUUUAAACUUAUUAGGAUAAAUUUACUAAGGAGAGUUAAAUUUUCUUUUAUUUCUAAAAUUGUUCAAAUGUUGUAAUUGAUCAACUCUCUAUCCUGAAUUACAUUUCAUGGUGGAGGUCUACUCUUUUUGGUUUUUAGAAUGUUCAAAAUGUAUUUAUCAGCAAUGUAAAAAUAACUUCAAGUAACUUUUAUAGCAUGUUUGAUUUUUAGAAUGUUUAAAAUUUAAUUAUGUAAAAUGUAUUCAUUAGUAAUAAUUAAAUAACUGAGAGGACUCCUUAUUAUCCAUUAAAUGAUAUUGAUUAAGAUAAUACUAUACCAUAAGUUGAAAGAUAUACGAUUUAAAUUUAAGGAAAUUUAUAUACUUUAAUGAAUUAGGUUACUUUGAAGAGUAAUAAGAAUUUGCUUUUUAUGAGAUAUUCAAAUACAUAUAUGAAAUAAUAGGAAAUGAUGACAUUAUAUAAUGAUUAGUUAAUACUUUAAAAUAUUUAUAUAGAGCAAUCAGAUAUCUCCUUAAACAAUAAUGUUACGCUCUAGCAAAUGGCUAUUUAGCCUUUAAUUAUAAUUUAAUCUUCUAAUGUGUCAAUUUUCUAAAUGUAAUAUUAACUGAACUAAGGAAAUAUUAAAAUAAUUUCCACUGCUUACUUGGAAGUGGUUAAAUCAACUUUCAAAAACAACACUUCACUAGAAGGAGGUGCUCUGUAUUUAUAAAAAAUAAAUAAAUUUAAGUUAAGAAAUUGCACUUUUAGUUAUAAUACUGCUAAAGGGAGUGGAGGGGGAAUUUAUAUGGAUAGUAUUAAUUCCUUUUAAAUAAAAGAAAAUUAUAUCAUGUAUAAUUUUGCUGAGAUUGGUGGUGGUAUAAGACUUAUUAAUUAUAACAAUUAAACCUUUUAUAGCAGCUAGAUUAUGAAUAAUACAGCUUAUAUUUUUGGUAAUAAUGUAGGAAUCAGUCCUACUUAGUUAAAUAUAAUUUCUAAUAAAGAGAUGUAAUAUAAAAAUAUGUCUAUGCAUUCUAUAAGAUAUCAUCUCAAUCCUACUAAUAAAGAUUUUAUUUAUAUCUCUAAAUUCAGAAGCGGUGAAUUACUUCCCUUUAAGAUACAAUUCUUGGAUUAAGAUAACAAAAUUUUAACCUUUUCAAAGUACAAAUUUUAAAAUUAAUAAUACACUUAGGAAGUUUAUGAUGAAAUUAAUUCUCUUUCAAUUGAAAUUAUGUCAAAUGAUAUUUCAAAACUUUUAGCGAUUGGACAAACAAAUAUUAAUUAUAAUCAAUAUAAUGAUUAAGAUAAAUCAUUUGACAUACUAUCUCUUUAAAUUGAUUCAAACCCAAAUUAGUCUCAUAAGUUGCAUUUAGCUAUUUCAACUAAUUCUAAUUAGCAAAUAAGUGAGUUCAAUGUUAAUAUGGAAAUCCAUUUUCGUCAAUGCUUAAUUGGUGAAAUUAAAAAAAGGGUAUCAGGAGAUUUAAUAGUUUGCGAUUAAUGUACUAGUGGAUAUUAUUCUCUUUAAGAUCCUGAAGAUUAAAAAACAGUUUAGUGUUAAAAAUGUCCUAUUUAAGCUUAGGAAUGUGUAGGAAAUAAAAUUACUCUAAAAGAUGGGUAUUGGAGAGAAUCUUAACUUUCUGAUUAAAUAUUUGCUUGUGAAUAAACCUAUGAUACAGUAUCAUGUUAAGAAAAUAAUCCACUAAGCAGAAAAGGUUGUAUUUAAGGCUAUAUUGGUCCUUUAUGCUAGGAAUGUGAUUUAGCCUCAGAGCUGUGGGGUAGCAGAUACACUUUUGAUAGUGGCAAAUAAAUUUGUUAGAGAUGUGAUAAUUUGGUUAUUUAUUACAUUUAUUUUAUUAUUUUAACCAUCGUUUUUUUCGCAUACAUCAUUUUAUCAGUUUGCCUCUUUAUGAACAAUUUUAUAUUCCACUCCACAUCUACUUAUUUGAGAUUCUUGUAGAUUUUACCAAUUUAUUCAAGCUGUAUCAAGGAUUAGUCUACGUUUUAUAUGAAAUCUAUAAUCAAUUUCCUUUAGCUUUCAUCUAUCUUAUUGGAACCAAGCUUUUAAAAAAAGACUCCAUCAGUAAUUACUUGGCCAGAUAACUUUGGUAAUCCAAUAAAUAACGUGUUUUCUUUUUCUAAUUGCUUAUUUUUUUAAAGGGCAAAUACAAACUAUUAAAUUACAUAAGCUAAAAUCAUUUUAGAGGGGUUUUAUCCAUUAAUAUUUUUAGCUCUAAGUUGCCUAUUAUUUUACACUUUAGCCAAGUAUAAAAUACUUGGAAUAAAAACUUAUCAUAACUACGCAACACUUACUAUUCUAUUUACUUUCUUUUAGCCUGAGUUAGUUAGAUUCUUUACAAAUGCUUUGUCAUGCCGCCGAAUAGGAAAUUAAAAGUACUAGACAAUAAAUUUGUAAAUAAAAUGCAAUGAGGAUUCUUAUUUAACGUUUACCUAUCUUUUUAUAAUCCCUUAUAUCAUUUUACUGCUUACAUUGCCACUUUUUUUCUUGGUGAAAAUAUUUUAAAAUAGAAAAAAGCUUAGUUUCUGCAUUAACAAAUACAAGUAUGGAUAUUUUUAUCUAGACUAUAAAGACGGGUUUUAUUUUUGGGAGUUCAUAAGAAUAUACAUGAAGACAUUUAUUGUUUUAUUCUACACUCUCUAUAAAGAAUAAGAUAUUUACUACUGCUAUUAAAUUGUUUCUCUCUUCAUCUGUUUAUAUGCAAUUUUAAAUCAUGUCUUUAGACCUUAUUUACAAAGAAAAGUAUUUUGGCUUGAGACUUCAUCUAUGGUAAUUCUUGUAAUUUGUAUACUUCUAUAAUAGCUUAAUUUAAUGUAUAACUCAAUAACGGCUUUAUCUCUACUAUUUGGAUUAUACAUUAUUUUCAUACUGAUAGUUUUAAUAGUAAUAAUAUACCUUAAGAUGAUUAACAUAAAUCUUAUUAGAUUAUAAUGUAUCAAAGGAUUCAACAAGAUUAAAAUACCAGAAAGAUUUUUAAAAAUGAUCAUUUAAAAAAAUCAAACAUAAAUUGCCACUCUUUUACGUUGGAAGAAGAUUAAAAAAUAAAUGUUAGUAAUUACCUAAUUAUAGGCUUUUAAGACUGUUUAAUAAUGCGAAGCAAGCAUUUGCACUUUCUAAUAAAAUAAGGUAGGUUAGAAGAGGAAAAAUCAACCGAUCAACUUCACUCCAGAAAUCAAUUUAAAUUCUGUAAAUAAAUAUAAAACAUCAGAAAAUAAGCUCUUCUCAUCUAAUAAGUUCAACUCUCAAUAAAACUAGAUAAAUGAAGGAAACUUAUCCAUAUUUAAUAAAUCAAACCUUUUAUUGAAUUUAGAAAAAAUGUAGUAAAGUAAUACUAUUUUCUAGAAGGAGUAAAACUCUUAACAUGAUAAGAUAUAAUCAUAAUAAACUACAAACAAUAUAAUCCAUGAUGAAAUGUUAUGUUUUACAAUAAAUGAUUUGGAUAAUGUAUCAUAAUAUGAUGAACAUACUAAAAAUGGGAGUACAAUAAUUAAUCCUCCUGAGCUUAAGCAGUUAGAUCAAAUAGCUCUGAAAAAAAUAAUUACUUCUUACCACGGUUAACAUACAAACGAAGAAUUGACUAAUUUCUGA